CCGGAAGUACCCUGGCGAACUCUCUCUGACCUCGCGCCAUUCUUCUCGGGCAAAAGGGAAACAUCGCAAAUCCGUGGCAAAACCCUCCCCGUCAGGCCAUCACUCACACCUCAGAGAUGAGGAUAGCAGUGGAAGGGUGUAUGCAUGGGGAAUUGGACAAUGUUUACGCAACCCUAUUACAUUUGCAAGAAGUGGAGAAAGUAAAGAUUGAUCUACUCCUUUGUUGUGGUGACUUUCAGGCUGUUAGGAAUGAAAAGGAUCUGGACAGCUUAAACUGCCCUCAACAUUACAAGAGCAUGAAGUCUUUCUGGAAGUACUAUAGUGGGGAAAAAGUUGCACCAUUUCCCACUAUAUUUAUUGGGGGUAACCAUGAAGCAUCCAACUAUUUAUGGGAAUUAUACUAUGGAGGAUGGGUGGCACCAAAUAUAUACUUCCUCGGGUUUGCAGGAGUGAUCAAGUUUGGAAAUAUUCGUAUCGGUGGACUGUCUGGAAUUUAUAAAGAGUAUGAUUAUCAUAAAGGGCACUUUGAAAAGCUUCCCUACGAUAAGAAAGAUGUUCGGACUGUUUAUCACAUCCGUGAGUAUGAUGUUCACAAGCUCAUGCAAGUUGAGGAACCAAUUGAUAUCUUCCUUUCACAUGACUGGCCACUUGGCAUUACUAACCAUGGGAACUUGAAAGAUCUUCUUCGGGACAAACCCUAUUUUGAGGAAGAGAUCAGAAAAGGGAUUUUGGGUAAUAAACCAUCUGCGGAAUUGUUGGAUGGAUUGAGACCCAGUUACUGGUUUGCGGGACACUUGCACUGCAAAUUUGCUGCACUAGUUCAACAUGGGGAGGAUGGCCUUAUCACAAAGUUUCUUGCGCUUGACAAGUGUGUUCCAGGAAGAAAGUUUUUGCAGAUUGUUGAAGUUGAAUCAGGACCAGGACCGUAUGAGCUGCAUUAUGAUGAAGAGUGGCUGGCAAUCACAAAGAAGUUUAACUGUGUUCUCCCUUUAACAGUUCAGCGUGCAAAUCUUAGUGGUGCAACACUUGACAUGCAAGAAUGCCGUCAGUUUGUGAGAGACAAAUUGCAGGCAAGAGGGGCCAAACCUUUUGAUUUUGUGAAGACAGUUCCAUGUCAUGAUCCUUCGGCUUUGGUUGCUAAUAGCUCCUUUUCUGGACAUUGUAGGAAUCCUCAAACUGUAGGUUUCUUUCAGUUUUUAGAGCUUGAAUAUCUUCUUGAUGACAAGUCAAGGCAGGUAGCAGUUAGUCCAGCUUCAUUUACUUCUAAAGUUGCAGGCUCCUUUGAUUGUGUUAGUGAAGACAUUCCCAUUGAUGAUGUGAAUGAUGAGGAAGAACUCAAAGCAGAUGAGAUGUAAAUGUAGAAGGGAUACUUCCUGUUACUCUCGGCUAAUUGGGUUCAUUAUUCUGGAGAACAACACGAGAGGAUUCAGCUAUGUUUCCAAGGAUUACUGUCUUUUCCACCUUGAAUAGUUUGGUUAGUGAUAACUUAGGAUAAUUUGGUUCGUUAUGCUGGAGAGCAGCAUGAACAGAGGCACUGUGUGGGAUUUGUUCAGGAUCCAUAGAAGUAUCAUCCUUCAGGCUCAAUAGAAGUAUCAUCCUUCAGGCUCAAGACUUUACUUUUGCCAAAAGUAGGCUAUAAAUGCAGGCACUAUAUGGCUGAUGAUAGGAUAAAUUUCUUGUUGAUAUGUACUCGAACUCAGAUCCCUAUAGCUGAUGAUAGGAUAAAUUUCUUCUUGAAUAUGUACUAGAAGUCAGACCCUUACGCCUUAAUAUCGGGAUGCCUGUAACAAUUUCUUUAUUCCGACAUGAUGCCAAGCCUUAAGAGUGUUGUUACUUGAUGAUUGUUUUGCCUUGAGAAGUGUCAUUUGGUUCCUC
Molecule: messenger RNA, 1875 nt
Organism: Coffea arabica (coffee)
Lineage: Eukaryota; Viridiplantae; Streptophyta; Magnoliopsida; Gentianales; Rubiaceae
Product: lariat debranching enzyme-like
Biological process (GO): mRNA splicing, via spliceosome
Cellular component (GO): nucleus
Molecular function (GO): RNA lariat debranching enzyme activity
Source: RefSeq, a predicted model, not a curated record